Messenger RNA from Stomoxys calcitrans (stable fly), 14183 nucleotides. RefSeq names its product dynein axonemal heavy chain 5 (gene Dhc1). The coding region runs from base 1 to 13992 and encodes 4663 amino acids. Lineage: Eukaryota; Metazoa; Arthropoda; Insecta; Diptera; Muscidae. Gene Ontology annotation, cellular component: dynein complex. Gene Ontology annotation, molecular function: ATP hydrolysis activity; dynein intermediate chain binding; minus-end-directed microtubule motor activity. The record is from RefSeq and is a predicted model, not a curated record. Gene Ontology annotation, biological process: microtubule-based movement. The transcript is spliced from 34 exons.
AUGGAUGCUGACGCUGACGAAGCACAGCGUCGUCGUGAAGAAUGCGAACGCAAGGCCCGCCGUGGGGAGAUGGAUCCCCGUUUGGAGUUUACCUUUCAGCUAUUGAUUGAUGCAACGCAAUUGCCCAGGCAUCAGUUGAUGGACUAUAUAUUCGAGGGAGAUAUGCUUGAUGAAAUCAAUCAACUCUUCCUGCCAAAUAUGAGGAACAAGCUGUUGUGGUUUUUCCAAGAAGUGGAUGAACCUGAGUCGCAGCCUGCACAGGAUCCUAAUAAGCCAGGACCUUCACGUUCGGGUAUGGCUUCUAGCAGUUCAAAGACUCCGCAAGGUGGUACCUCUCCUGGUAGUUCAGCGCCAGCGAAGCAGAAAAAACUCUUCCUAACCGAUGGUUGGACAUGUGCUUUCACCGGAGUUUGUAUUUACAUUUUUCGCAUAAAUACAACGAAACAAUUGCCCGAGGAAGGAUUCCAAAAGGAUUUAUUUUGUGGCAUCAUUGAUGCCAAAAAUGUUGGCUUGGUCACUUCCAUUGAACGCAUCAUCGAGUAUGUAUUCAUGCAGGCCUUGGCCUUCCCCAGUUUGGAAGGUGAUGAGGAGGAUAUUAGCUGUGGCCUCAUCAAGGGCCAACUAUUGCCUGGUCUGCGUUCCUUUUGCAGUGCUUUGCGUGUCUGCGAACAAGUCUGCGAUCAUUUCAAUGUUUUCGAUGAUGGCUGCGAUAUGUUCGAGAGAGUUGAACAGGUGGAUGAAGUCAAGGAUCUGGCAAAAAAUCAAGAGUUUUGCACCCAACUCGAGGAGAGAGUUAUCAAUUGGAUUAAGGGCAUCACCAAAAUCUUGGGUGAAAGUGAUCAAUUACGCAAAGAGAAUGAUUCAAGUGGUCCACAGGAUGAGUUGGAAUAUUGGAAGAAGCGUGGAGCUCAAUUUUCUCAACUAUUGGCUCAUUUGCAAACCAAAGAAGUGCAAUACACACUGCAUUGCUUGUUUUUGGCCAACUCCAAGGUUAUGCGUGAUUGGAAGGACACCGAUCGUAAGAUAACAUUUUGCUACAAUGAAGCCAGGGAUAACUCCAAGUUUAUUCAAGCCAUGGAGAAUUGUUGUCAUUCUUUGUAUUUAGAUGACCCGGUCUGCAUGAAGGAAUCCAUUUUAAGUCUCUUACAAACAGUACGUUUGAUUUAUAGUGUCUCACAGUUUUAUAACACCUCCGAAAGGACUUCAGCACUGAUGGUUAAGAUAACCAAUCAAAUGAUAGAAACUUGCAAAUCGUACAUCACCUGCCGCUGCAAGGAGACCAUUUGGUCUCAAGAUCGCACUUUAGUUCGCACCAAACUUAGCAAUUGCAUCAAAUUGAAUCACAUCUAUCACGAGACCUACUACACGGUGAGAGAACAACCAUUUCUACCCAAUCAGACUCCAUUUGGAUUUUCGGAAAAUUUUGUUUUCGGAAAAUUUGACACCUUCUGUGAAAGAUUGUCGAAAAUCACUUCCAUGUUCAAUUUGAUUGAUGAUUACAAUCAUCUGUUCGAGAGGAGAUUGGAAGGUCUGCUUUUGGCUGAAGCUCUGGAGGAUGCCUCAAAUCAUUUUGAAGAGGCCAAAAAGGAAAUACUUUCUAAGAAAUAUGAUUACUUGGAUCAUCGUAAUGCAGACUUCAACGAUGACUAUGAAAGAUUCAUAAGUAAGACGGAUGUGUUAAAGGACACCAUAGCUACCUUGAUUGAGACCAAUUUCGAUACCGUGUGGGAAACACCACAGUGUAUACGCUUCCUUAUACGUUUCGAAAAGGUUAGCGAGAAGAUUCCCCUCUCCAAAAUGGAUGAGAAAUACAUGCGCAUAGUACGCUAUGUGGACAAAGAAGUGGAUCGGGUUGUCAAGCUAUUUCGCAAGCAACGAGAUGAUCCUCCGGUAGGUCGUAAUUUUCCACCAAUCGCUGGACGUAUCUAUUGGAGCCGUUCGCUGUAUUGUCAUAUCACUGAGUUGAUAGACUCUGUGUGUGAUCACCCGGUUUUGGGUGUUUUACCCCCCACCAGAGAUGUAGAGGCUCGCUAUAAUCAUGUCGCCAAUCUGCUGGGAGAAUAUGAAGAUGAGAUCAUUGCCAUUUGGAUGGACCAGGAUGUGAGUGUGGCAGAUGCCUGUCUGUUGCAGCCGUUAUUGUCCCUGCAAGGUGAUCGAAUGUUUGUGAAUCUACAUCCAACCAUACCCUUGCUUAUACGUGAGGCAAAGUUAUUGGCCAAAAUCAAAGUAGAUUUGCCAAUAGUGGCGGCGACACUGAUGAGCCGGCAGGAUUACUUCAUUACCAUUCAGGAUUCGUUGAAUAAUCUUAUCAAAAUGUUUUUGACCACAGUACGUGCUGUUAAGUUGGAGGUACGGCCUUUGUUUCUGCCCCAAUUAGUACGCUUGACGGCCAUGUUGAAACCGGGUCUUUCCACAAUAACCUGGACCGAUUUGAACUGGAAUAAGUUCUAUGAAAGGUGCAAGCAAGCCAUAGAAACAUUUGAGGUACUGGUAGCUCGCAUCCAUGAUAUUUACUCCAAUCGCAUACUGCAUGUUUUGAUGUGCAUGCAGGAUGUGUCACUGCAAGUUUUGCCAGCAGAUGACGAGAUUUGGACCGUAGAAGAGUUUUUAGAAAAGAGUGAAGAGUCCUGCAGAAAAGCGGCCAUAGAGCUAAAUCGUAAAAGUCAAAUGAUUUCCGAAGCAGUCGAAGAAGUUCUGAAUCUUGUCGAUAAGGCCUCGGAGAGAUUCAAAGAAAUGGCAGGAGAUGAUAUUGUAACUUUAUUUGAUGUCGUAAAGGAUCAAAACUCCUCUGCUCGCAAGACCGGUGAAACAGAUGGCGGCAAUGGAGGUGGUGGAGGUGGCGGAGGCGGUGGUGGUGGUUCCGGCCCUCAACAACAAGACUGGAGCAUUCUUUGGUCAUGUUUUGAUAAUCCUUUAACUUUGUUGGCCACUUCGGAAAGUUUACCCAAAGGAUUGCACGAUAUGGUUUGUAAUGCUGUGGUGGAAAUGAGACGCUACUACAGUCGCAAAGUUAUAGAUGUUCUUAUAAAAGUUAUACGAGCUGCUUUGGAUACCAUACGUAGACGUUUUGUAUCCGACGAUGAAGAGCCCGUAAGUCAAAAACCCAUAUUUGCUCUCUAUGCUCAACUGCAAAUACCCAAUGUGGUAAUCAAACCAAAUCUGGAGGAGUUACAAGAAAUUUUGAUAACUGCUGGAAAGACCAUAACUGGCAUAGCAAAGGGUGUGGCCCAGUGGACUAGUGGAAAGGAAUUGCCGCAAGUCUCUUUAACUCCACAACCUCGUGUGGGACGCAAUCACAAUACCAAGCGUCGUAAAUUAUAUACCCUGGACUCGGUACAACGUCCUCAAAUGCCUCACAUGCUAAAGUCUUUCUAUUCUGCCAUUAUGGAUAAUAAAGAAGUGGCAAAGGCUUUAAAUUUACUAUCGAAUUGCACAAAGGGUAUUAAGCCGGAGAUACAAACCUACAUUAAACGUUGGAAACCCUAUCAUUUUUUGUGGAAAAAUGAUCGCACCACUCGUCAACUGAUGGAAUUUGGUUUACAGGAAUUUGAAACUACACUGCGUUGUUUGUCCGAUUUGGAUGCAAAUCUGUUGGUGGAACCGGAUAUGGAGGUAUUUGGAAAUUGUUUGGCAGUUUACAAUGAGCGUUUAAAAUAUGGACUGGCCAUUGAGAUCAAAUCCUGCAACCACAAAAUUGGCCAAGCCAUGAAAAAGAAGUACAAAAAGGAAAUGGACUAUGUGUAUGCUGUGGUAAAUGAAAUGGAUCGUAAGCUGGAUAGGCCAAUACGUGAUUUGGAUGAUGUGCGCAUGAUUAUGGAAACUUUGGGCAAGAUACGAGAGCAAGAGGUUGAUAUGGAGUUACGCAUAGAUCCCAUUGAGGAAGCUUUCAAUGUUCUUACCCGCUAUGAAGUUCAGGUGGAACGUGAACAAUUUGAUUUGGUUGAUAAUCUAAGGCCAACUUUCCAAAAUCUUUUGGCUUGCGCUCUACAAGCCCAAGUGAAACUGUUGGAAAUGCAACCUUCCUUCCAGGAUGAUUUGAAAGAUAAUCUGGACAACUUCAAACAGGAUAAGAUCACCUAUGUGUCCGAAUACCGUACAGCUGGCCCCAUGCAGCCAGGAUUGACACCACGCGAGGCCUCAGAUCGUUUGAUACUCUUCCAAAAUAGAUUCGAAGGUAUGUGGCGACGACUGCAGACCUAUCAGAGCGGCGAAGAGCUAUUCGGUCUGCCACAAACUGAUUAUCCCGAAUUGGGCCAAAUUCGCAAAGAAUUGAAUUUGCUACAAAAAUUAUACAAACUCUACAAUGAUGUCAUAGAUAGGGUCAGCAGCUAUUACGAUAUACCCUGGAAUGAGGUGGACAUUGAGGAGAUCAACAAUGAGUUGAUGGAAUUCCAGAAUCGUUGUCGCAAGUUACCCAAGGCCCUUAAGGAGUGGCCUGCUUUCCAUGCCUUGAAGAAGACCAUUGACGAUUUUAACGACAUGUGUCCCCUGCUGGAGUUGAUGGCCAACAAGGCCAUGAAGCCUCGUCAUUGGCAACGUAUCAUGGAUGUUACCCAAUACAUAUUUGAAUUUGAUUCGGAGGGCUUUUCUUUGAAGAACAUAUUGGAGGCCCCAUUGCUCAAGUACAAGGAAGACAUUGAGGAUAUUUGUAUUAGUGCCAUGAAGGAGAAGGAUAUUGAGGCCAAGUUGAAACAGGUCACAAAUGAAUGGUCCGUCCACGAACUGCAGUUCAUGAGCUUCAACAACAGGGGCGAGCUGUUGCUAAGAGGUGACACAACGGCCGAGACCAUAGGUCAGCUGGAAGACAGUUUAAUGGUUUUAGGAUCUCUGCUCUCCAAUCGUUAUAAUGCUCCCUUCCGCAAACAAAUCCAGCAAUGGGUAUUCGAUUUAUCCAACUCAAAUGAAAUUCUGGAGAGAUGGCUUUUGGUGCAAAAUAUGUGGGUGUAUUUGGAGGCUGUAUUCGUGGGUGGUGACAUUGCCAAACAACUGCCCAAGGAGGCUAAACGUUUCUCGAAAAUCGAUAAAUCCUGGCAAAAGAUUAUGCAAAGGGCCCAUGAGACACCUGGUGUGGUGGCCUGCUGUGUGGGCGAUGACUUGCUGAAACAGCUGCUUCCUCAUCUGCAAGAACAACUGGAGAUAUGUCAGAAGUCCCUCAGCGGUUAUCUGGAGCGCAAGCGUAUGAUGUUUCCGCGCUUCUUUUUCGUAUCUGAUCCUGCUUUACUGGAGAUUUUGGGUCAGGCCUCCGAUUCCCAUACCAUACAAAAUCAUCUGCUCUCCAUAUUCGACAAUACGCGAUACAUUAAAUUCCACGACAUUGAAUACAACAAAAUGAUGGCCAUUCUGUCGAGUGAGGGCGAAAUCAUCCAUCUGGACCGGGCCAUACGAGCCGAGGGUUCCGUUGAGACAUGGUUAACUCAAUUGCUGGUCACAGCGCAGGCGUCAUUGCAUUCUAUUAUUCGUACCGCUUAUGCCACAAUCAAUGAUCCCAACUUCAGUUUGAUUGGCUUCCUGGAAAAGGCACCAGCUCAAAUCAGUCUUUUGGGCAUACAAAUGAUUUGGACACGCGAUGCGGAAAUGGCUCUGAUGCAGGCCAGGCAAGAGAGAAAGGCCAUGUCGGAAACGAAUAAUAAAUUUCUUGAUAUUCUAAAUACUCUCAUCGAUCAGACAACAAGGAAUCUAACGAAAAUGGAAAGAACCAAUUUUGAGACCUUGAUUACAAUUCAUGUGCAUCAGCGGGAUAUUUUUGAUAUUUUGUGUCGCAUGAACAUUAAAUCGGCCAAUGACUUUGAGUGGCUUAAGCAGUGUCGUUUCUAUUUCAAAGAGGACUUGGACAAGACCUGGAUUUCGGUUACCGAUGUCACCUUUACUUAUCAAAAUGAAUACUUGGGCUGUACAGAUAGGUUGGUCAUUACUCCGUUGACUGAUAGAUGCUACAUAACAUUGGCUCAAGCUCUAACCUUGAGCAUGGGUGGUGCGCCAUGCGGUCCUGCUGGUACUGGCAAAACGGAGACUGUUAAGGACAUGGGAAAAACAUUGGCUAAAUACGUAGUCGUAUUUAAUUGUUCCGAUCAAAUGGAUUACAGGGGCCUGGGACGCAUCUAUAAAGGCUUAGCCCAAUCCGGUUCGUGGGGCUGCUUCGAUGAAUUCAAUCGCAUUGAAUUGCCUGUCUUGUCUGUGGCAGCGCAACAGGUAGCUGUUGUCUUAACCGCCAAGAAGGAGAAGAAGAAAUCGUUUGUAUUCACAGAUGGCGAUACAAUUGAAAUGAAUCCGGAAUUUGGAAUAUUUAUAACGAUGAAUCCCGGUUAUGCCGGCCGUAAAGAAUUGCCCGAAAAUUUAAAAAUUCAAUUCCGCACAGUGUCUAUGAUGGUGCCCGAUCGUCAAAUCAUUAUUCGUGUCAAGCUGGCCUCAUGCGGUUUUCUUGAGAAUAUUACCUUGGCUAGAAAAUUUUACACCCUAUACAAGUUGUGCGAAGAACAAUUGACCAAACAGGUGCAUUACGAUUUUGGUUUGCGCAACAUUUUAUCCGUGCUAAGGACAUUGGGUGCUUCGAAGCGUAGGAACUCAAAGGAUAGCGAGAGUACGAUUGUGAUGCGGGUCUUGCGCGAUAUGAAUCUGUCCAAACUUAUUGAUGAUGAUGAGCCGUUGUUCAUAUCGUUGGUCUCCGAUUUGUUUCCCAAUCAGACCCUCGAAAAGACCAACUACCCUGAGUUGGAUGCUGCUAUAGCUCAGCAAACGGAAGAGGCAAGUUUGGUCUACCAUCCCCCGUGGGUUCUGAAGCUUAUACAACUGUAUGAAACCCAAAAUGUCCGUCACGGCAUCAUGACUCUGGGUCCCAGUGGCGCGGGCAAAUCCACCUGUAUACACACCCUAAUGAAAGCCCUUACCCAAAUGGGUGAUGUCCAUCGGGAAAUGCGAAUGAAUCCCAAGGCCAUUACAGCAGCCCAAAUGUUUGGUCGCCUGGAUGUGGCCACCAAUGAUUGGACAGAUGGUAUAUUUUCAGCUCUAUGGCGUAAAACUUUAAAACUGAAGCCUGGUGAAUAUGUGUGGCUGGUAUUGGAUGGACCAGUCGAUAGUAUAUGGAUUGAAAACUUGAACUCUGUGUUGGAUGAUAACAAAACCUUGACCUUGGCUAAUGGCGAUCGCCUGACCAUGGCCCCCACCGUUAAGAUUGUCUUUGAGCCACACAAUAUUGAUAAUGCUUCACCAGCUACCGUGUCCAGGAAUGGCAUGGUGUACAUGAGUUCAUCGGGUUUGGAUUCGAGGCCAAUUGUACAAGCUUGGCUGAAAAAUCGUGCUCCUGGUGAGAAGACCGUGUUUUGGGAUCUAUUUGAACGCACUUUUGUCCAAUUGACUUCUUGGGGUACUCAAAAUCUCAAGCUACUCAUGCCAGUGCUGCAAUGUAACAUCGUUCGACAAAUGUUGCUGUUAUUGGAGGGUUUGGUGCCAGUCAAAAAGGAUGAGGAGCCGGCCGUUAGCUUGUGCAGCAAGGACAGUCAAGAUGAAGAAGCAGCUGAAGAGCCCGUGGUGGAAGAAAAAGAGGACACCUGUACUCCGGAACAUUUACAUCGCUUGUACAUCUUUGCUUUAGCCUGGGGUUUGGGUGCCUACCUGAGUGCAUCGGAUCGUGUAAAAAUGAAUCAAUACGUUAAGCAGUCGUUUCCCGAUUUGGAUUAUGCCAAGGGCACGGCUACCGAGAAUUCAAUAUUUGAUUUUUUCGUAUCGGCAACGGGAGCCUGGCAAUCCUGGAAGACCUUGGUGACACCCUAUAUGUAUCCGGAAGUAUCCACUCCAGAUUACUUGAGUAUCCUGGUGCCUAUUAUCGACAAUGUGCGCAUGGAUUAUCUCAUUGGGACCAUAGCCAACCAGGAAAAGGCUGUGAUGCUGAUUGGCGAACAAGGCACUGGAAAGACAGUCAUCAUGAAGAAUUUCAUGAAAAAGAUGAACGUGGAAACCUACAUGGGGCGCUCGUUCAAUUUUUCAUCGGCCACUAGUCCAUAUCAGUUUCAGAGAACAAUAGAAAGUUAUGUGGAAAAGAGAGUGGGUGUUACGUUUGGUCCGCCAGGAGGCCGCAAAUUGAUUGUGUUCAUAGAUGACAUUAAUCUGCCGGAGAUAAAUGAAUGGGGUGACCAGGUGACAAAUGAAAUCGUCCGCCAAUCUAUGGAUAUGAAGGGCUUCUACAGCUUGGAGAAGCCGGGAGACUUUACCACCGUGGUGGAUGUUCAAUAUGUGGGUGCCAUGGGCUUGCCUGGAGGUGGCCGCAAUGACAUUCCUUCGCGUUUGAAACGCCAGUUUUGUGUCUUCAACUGCAACAUACCCGACAAUGAGUCGAUUGACAAGAUAUUCCGAGUCAUUGGUGAGGGCCACUACAACACCAAGAGGUGUUUCAUUCCGGAGGUAAGGAGUCUGGUAAAGAAGUUGAUUUUGGUCACCCGUUACUUGUGGCAGCGCACGCGUGAGAAGUUGUUGCCCACACCUGCGAAAUUCCAUUACGUCUUCAGUUUGCGUGAUCUCUCACGUAUCUGGCAGGGCAUGGUGGGCACCCUGCCUACUGUCAUCACCUCGGAGAGUGUCCUCAUGUCUCUAUGGAAACACGAAUGCAUACGAGUAUUUGCCGAUCGAUUUACAAAUAUUCCCGAUAAGGAGUGGUUCGGUUCUGAAUUGGCUUGUCUAGUGCGCUCGGAGCUGGGCGAAAAUUACGUGCAGAUGAUCGUCCCGAAUCCGGUAUUUGUGGACUUUAUGCGUGACGCCCCUGAACCCACAGGCGAAGAGGGCGAAGAUGCGGAUAUGGAGCUGCCCAAAGUCUACGAGCCGGUGACCUCUCACGAAGUGCUCCGUGAGCGUCUGGUUAUGUUCCUUGCUCAGUUCAAUGAAAUGGUGCGAGGUUCUGGAAUGGACUUGGUCUUCUUUCCCGAUGCAAUGCUGCAUUUGGUAAAGAUUUCUCGCAUAAUACGGCAUCCUCGCGGCAAUGUCAUGCUGGUCGGGGUGGGUGGCUCUGGUAAACAAUCGCUGACCAAAUUGGCAUCAUUUAUAGCCGGCUAUAAGACUUUCCAAAUUGCCCUGACGCGUUCAUACAAUGUGGCCAACUUUUUGGAGGAUCUCAAACUGCUCUACCGCACCUGUGGCGUUCAAGGUAAAGGCACCACCUUCCUCUUCACCGACAUGGACAUUAAGGAGGAAGGUUUCCUAGAGUAUUUGAAUAAUAUCCUCUCGUCCGGUGUGAUCUCGAAUCUCUUCUCCCGCGAUGAACAAGCCGAAAUUGUUCAAGAGCUCACACCGAUAAUGAAACGUGAAAAUCAACGAAAAACCGCCACCCCGGAAAGUGUGAUGGAAUUCUUCUUGGCGCGCACCUGUGCCAAUCUUCAUGUGGCCUUCUGUUUCUCUCCCGUGGGAGAGACCUUUCGGUCGAGGGUGCAACGUUUUCCGGCCCUGGUCUCAGGCUGCACCAUCGAUUGGUUCCAACCAUGGCCCAAGGAUGCUCUCGUCUCCGUGUCACGACACUUUCUGAGUGACUUUGAAAUAGAGUGUACACCGGAAGUCAAGGAGGAGUUGGUCAAUGCUUUGGGCUCAAUACAGGACAUCGUAGCGGAAACUUCCCAGGAAUAUUUCCAACGGUUUCGACGAGCCACCCACGUUACCCCUAAAUCCUAUCUUAAUUUUAUAGCCGGCUACAAGAACAUCUAUCAGCAGAAGCAAAAGGAGCUGGGUGAUGGCGUAGAGAAAAUGGACACUGGUUUGGAAAAGCUAAAGGAAGCUUCAGCAUCCGUGGAGGUCUUGAAGAAGGACUUGGUGGUCAUGGAGGAGGAAUUGGUGGAGGCCUCAAAGAAGGCCGAAUCGGUCCUAGUGGAGGUUACGGAGAAGGCAAGACAGGCUGAAAUUGUCAAAAAUCAAGUGCUGAUUGUCAAGAAUAAGGCCGAAGCCUUGGUGGCCUGCAUUGCCAAGGAGAAGGCCCUGGCAGAAGAAAAACUAGAAGCAGCCAAGCCAGCGUUGGAGGAGGCCGAAUCUGCUUUGAACACCAUUAAGCCGGCCCACAUAGCCACUGUGCGUAAACUGGGACGUCCCCCACAUUUAAUUAUGCGUAUCAUGGAUUGUGUGUUGAUACUCUUUAAACGUAAACUACAUCCUUGUAUACCAGAUGCUGCAACACCAUGUCCCAAGCCCUCGUGGCAGGAGUCACUGAAGAUGAUGGCCAGUGCUACUUUCCUUUUGCAAUUACAAAACUAUCCUAAGGACACCAUCAAUGAUGAGAUGAUUGAUUUAUUACAACCAUACUUUUGCAUGGAAGAUUACAACAUGGAUAUGGCCAGACGUGUGUGCGGUGAUGUUGCCGGCUUACUUUCCUGGACCAAAGCUAUGGGCUUCUUUCAUAGUGUCAACAAGGAAGUACUGCCCUUAAAGGCAAAUCUUACAAUGCAGGAGGCAAGAUUAAAGCUUGCUAUGGACGAUUUGGCUGGGGCCGAAGAACAACUGCGAGAACGUGAGGAAGCCUUGCAAGCAGUAAAAAAUCUCUACGACAAUGCUGUAGGUGAGAAACAACGUCUGACGGAUGCCGCCAAUGCUUGCCUGCGUAAAAUGACUGCGGCCACGGCUUUGAUCAAUGGUCUGUCGGGUGAGAAAGUACGUUGGACCAAUCAAAGUAAAGAGUUCAAAAUCCAAUUGGGCAAACUAGUAGGCGACGUUCUAUUGGCCACUGGUUUUCUUUCGUACUGUGGUCCCUAUAAUCAAGAAUUCCGUUCCAACUUGAUUCGAACUUGGAUGGGAAUUUUGAAGCAAAAGCAAAUUCCCUUUACCACAGGCUUGAAUAUAAUCAGUAUGUUGGUGGACUCUUCCACAGUGUCAGAAUGGAAUCUUCAAGGUUUGCCCAAUGAUGAGCUGUCAGUGCAGAAUGCUUUAAUUGCUACCAAAUCCAGCAGCUAUCCCAUGUUAAUUGAUCCUCAGGCUCAGGGCAAGAUAUGGAUCAAAUCCAAGGAGGAGCAGCAUGAGUUACAGAUAACCUCAUUGAAUCACAAAUAUUUCCGCACCCAUCUUGAGGACUCCUUGUCGUUGGGUCGUCCCCUACUCAUAGAAGAUGUGGGCAUAGAACUGGAUCCUGUGCUGGAUAAUGUUUUGGAAAAGAAUUUCAUUAAAUCGGGUAGUAUUGAAAAGGUGUUGGUGGGCGAUAAGGAGUGUGACGUCAUGCCCGGUUUUAUGCUUUACAUAACAACUAAGCUACCAAAUCCGGCCUUUAGCCCUGAGGUAAGCGCCAAGACUUCCAUUAUUGAUUUCACUGUCACCAUGCGUGGUCUGGAGGACCAGCUGCUGGGAAGAGUUAUCCUUAUGGAAAAAUCCGAUUUAGAGGCUGAAAGAGUUCAACUCUUUGAGACGGUCAUGCAAAAUCAGCGCAACAUGAAGGAGUUGGAAGCCAAUCUUUUGUAUCGCUUGAGCUCUUCCCAAGGUUCAUUGGUAGACGAUGAGGAUUUGAUUGAAGUGCUGCGUGUUACAAAAACCACCGCUGAGGAGGUAAAUGAAAAACUCAAGAUUGCCGAGGUCACUGAACGCAAGAUCAUGAAGGCACGCGAAGAGUUUAGAGCUGUGGCAGCCAGAGGAUCAAUUUUAUAUUUCCUCAUUGUUGAGAUGAGCAAUGUCAAUGUUAUGUACCAGAAUGCCUUGAAACAGUUCUUGGUCAUUUUCAAUAACUCCAUUACCAAGUCGACCAAGUCGAAUGUCACCGAGGAGCGUAUAAACAUCAUUUUGAGAUAUCUAACCUAUGAAGUUUACAAAUUCACCAAUCGCAGUCUCUACGAACGUCAUAAGCAAUUGUUCACCCUAAUGUUGGCGAUUAAAAUUGACUAUCACAAUGGCAAUGUAAGUCAUGAGGAAUUCAUGGCAUUCAUUAAAGGUGGUGCCUCGUUGGAUUUGAAUGCAGUGCAGCCUAAACCAUUUCGUUGGAUUCUUGAUAUAACCUGGCUAAAUUUGGUUGAGAUAAGCAAGCUGGAGACAUUUGUUAAUGUUCUGGAAUUGAUUGAAUUAAAUGAACGAGAAUGGCGUGUUUGGUAUGAAUCUGAAAAACCAGAAAACGAGGAUAUUCCUUGCAAUUAUCAAACAUCUCUUGAUGGCUUUCGCAAGCUUUUGCUAAUCAGAUCUUGGUGUCCGGAUCGUACUAUAUCCCAAGCUAAAAAAUAUAUUGAAGAAUCAUUGGGUCCCGAAUACAGUGAAAUGCAAAUUUUGGACUUGGAACUUACCUGGUCUGAAUCGGAGCCAAGAACACCAUUUGUCUGCUUGCUUUCCAUUGGUUCCGAUCCAACAACACAGAUUUCGGCAUUGGCAAAGCAAAAGGAAAUGCCUCUUAAGGCCGUUUCAAUGGGUCAGGGCCAGGAAUUUCAUGCACGCAAAAUGAUAAUGGAUUCCAUGGCAGGUGGUGGUUGGGUUUUGUUACAAAAUGUGCAUCUCUCAUUGCCAUUCUGCACUGAAGUUAUUGAUAUGCUGGUGGAAACCGAACAUGUUGACGAUUCGUUCCGUUUGUGGUUGACCACUGAGCCGCACACUGAAUUUCCCAUAGGUCUGCUACAGAUGGCUAUAAAAUUCACUAAUGAACCGCCACAAGGUAUUCGUGCCAGUAUGAAAAGAAGUUAUCAGGCUUUUACACAAGAUUUCCUGGACUAUACAGCUGCACCACAAUGGCCUCCACUACUCUACACCGUAGCUUUCUUGCACACCAUAGUUCAGGAGAGGCGAAAAUUCGGCCCAUUAGGAUGGAAUGUGCCCUAUGAAUUUAAUGCUGCUGAUUUUGCUGCCAGUGUACAAUUUGUUCAAAACCAUUUGGAUGAAAUGGACCCCAAAAAAGGUGUCUCCUGGCAGACUCUAGUCUACAUGAUUGGUGAGGUGCAGUAUGGCGGCCGUGUCACCGAUGAUUUCGAUAAACGCCUGCUGACCACAUUUACCGCUGUGUGGUUUUGUGAAGGUCUUCUAAAUCCCUCCUUUGAAUUCCACAAGGGCUACAAGGUGCCCAACACCAAGAGUUUGCAGGGUUUCAUUGAUGCUAUUAGCAAUCUGCCAGCCAAUGAUACACCAGAGGUGUUUGGAUUACAUUCGAAUGCCGACAUCACGUACCAAAUUAAUUCAGCUAAAGGUAUUUUGGAUACCAUCCUCAGUGUCCAGCCUAAAGAAGGCGGAGGCGGCGGUGGAGAAACACGAGAAAGCAUUGUGUAUCAAUUAGCCGAUGAUAUGUUGAGAAAGUUACCGCCCCAAUACAACGACUAUGAGGUGCGUGAGAAUCUCGUAAGGAUGGGUAUUCUGUUGCCGAUGAACAUCUUUUUGAGGCAAGAAAUUGAUCGCAUGCAAAAGGUGAUAAAACGAGUCUAUACAUGUUUAUGUGAUCUAAAAUUGGCCAUAGAUGGUACCAUUAUAAUGAGUCCUGGCUUAAAAGACUCCUUGGAUGCUAUGUACGAUGCACGUAUACCAGAGUCUUGGAUGAAGAUAUCAUGGGAGUCAACAACUUUGGGCUUUUGGUACACCGAGCUGCUGGAACGUAAUGCACAAUUUCGUACCUGGAUAUCAACGGAUCGUCCAAAGGUCUUUUGGAUGACAGGCUUUUUUAAUCCUCAAGGAUUUUUAACAGCUAUGCGUCAGGAAGUAACACGAGCACAUAAAGGCUGGGCUCUUGACUCGGUCGUAUUACAAAACCAAAUCACCCGCUACAAUAGAGAGGACAUAACCGAGUAUCCUCAAGAAGGCGUAUAUGUUUAUGGCCUUUUCCUGGAAGGUGCCUCACUGGAUCGUCGCAGCGGCAAGCUAAUCGAGUCCAAGAUGAAAGUGCUCUACGAGCAAAUGCCUGUGAUUUACAUCUUUGCCAUCAAUACCACGGCCGGCAAGGAUCCCAAGUUGUACGAGUGUCCAAUAUAUCGCAAACCGCAACGUACGGAUUUGAAAUAUGUGGGAUCCAUUGAUUUCGAAACAGACUUCAAUCCCAAACACUGGACAUUACGUGGUGUUGCCUUGCUAUGUGAUAUAAAGUGAAAUAUUUAUGAGUGGGAGGCAAUGUUUGGUGUGGAUGUGUUUGAAUGGUGGCGUUUUGUGUGAACAGACUUUGGAGCUGUUGCUUUCAAUGUCUGGGUGAGUAGCUGAGCGUAGGUAUAAGUGUGGGUAGUCGAUUAAAUUUGCUCUGCAUGAUGGGCAUGGAAUAUGCACAAGUCUAUAUGCUUAAUAAA